This is a messenger RNA of Pyrenophora tritici-repentis Pt-1C-BFP, 2811 nucleotides long. RefSeq names its product XPG-I multi-domain protein. NCBI's taxonomy places the organism in Eukaryota, Fungi, Ascomycota, Dothideomycetes, Pleosporales, Pleosporaceae. The record is from RefSeq and is a predicted model, not a curated record. Gene Ontology annotation, molecular function: crossover junction DNA endonuclease activity; 5'-flap endonuclease activity.
AUGGGUAUUCAUGGUAUUUACAAAGAGAUCGGCCCAGGCAGACGCGUAGCACUGUCCAAACUCGCCGUUGAAAAGUUCGAAGAGACUGGCCGACCACUGCGCAUCGCUAUUGAUACAUCCAUAUGGCUCUUUCAGAUACAGGCCAGCAAAGGUGGAACUAACCCGGCCUUACGAACUUUCUACUACCGUCUUCUUCGAUUGAUCGCCCUCGCUAUUCACCCCAUUUUUGUUUUCGACGGACCAAACAAGCCCCCGUUCAAGCGAAAUAAACGUACCGGGCCCAAUGUCGCCUCUAUCCCCGAAUUCCUCGCAAAGCAGCUUCUGAAACAGUUCGGCUACCCUAUACAUCUUGCGCCGGGCGAGGCAGAGGCAGAAUGCGCAUUGUUACAAAGAGAAGGGAUCGUUGAUGCAGUGCUGAGUGAGGAUGUUGACACCCUCAUGUUUGGAAGUGGUAUCACGAUACGCAACUGGUCUCCAGAGAAGUCUGGAAACACGCCCACCCACGUGAACGUCUACGAUGCGGUUGAGACAAAGAACGGACAAUCGGGGCUUGACCGCGAGGGGAUGAUCUUGGUCGCGAUGAUGAGCGGUGGAGAUUAUGUGCCAGAAGGUAUACCAGGCUGUGGACCAAAGACAGCAUGCGAGGCUGCAAAGGCGGGAUUUGGCGCCGAGCUGUGCAAGAUUCCCAAGAACGACGCCCGAGCCAUGUCUGAAUGGAAGGCAAGGCUGCAGCACGAGCUCAAGACGAACGAAAGCAAGAUAUUCAAACGCAAACACGGAGCUCUCAAGAUACCAGACGACUUCCCACGGUUGGAUAUUCUUGGAUACUACACACAUCCGGCAAUCUCGAACCAGGCUGGGUUGGACAAGUUGCGUCGGUCCAUCAAUUGGGACAAGGAGCUGGACUUCUCAGGCCUACGCGAGUUUACGCAUGAUGCAUUCGAUUGGGUCAAGUUAGAGGGCGCGAAGCACUUCAUUCGCAGUCUUGCGCCGUCCAUGGUUGUUCGUCAGCUACGAAUGUGCGCGGAACAGCGUGAGCGAUUACCUACCACAAAUGUCCAGGCAAUACAGGAAGACGAGUCACUUGUGGUCAAAGGCCUUCAUGGGAAACGUCAGCAUCCUGUUACCGAUAACUGUACAGAGCUACGAGUUAGCUUCACACCCAUUGAACUCGUUAAGAUCGAUUUGAGUAAAGAAGACCCGGAUGAUGAUAUCGAGAUACCGCCACCCAGCUCACAGCAAGCUGGAGGAGAUGCAGAUCUCGAUGAUGACAUGGACGACGAUGGACCAAAGAAACGUGGACCCACCAAAUUUGAUCCUACGAAGGAUGCACGAAUAUGGGUGAUGGAGACAUUCGUGAAGAUUGGCGUUCCACUAAAGGUUCAAGACUGGGAAGCAGAGCGACAAAGGAAGUUAAAACCCAAGCGUGCAGCAACACCCCAGGAAUCUGUUGAUACUGCACCGAAGACCAAGCCUGCGGCCAAAAGGAAGACGACCAAGAACCAGCCCCAGGCUCGUAUUGAGACGUUUGCAAAGGUUACCAAACCUGGGUUGAGGUUGGCGCGAGCUCUUGCGCAGUCGCAAGAAAAGAUUUCCGAUCCUCCCCUAACACCGCCUCGGCCGACGACACAACCACAAGAAGACGUGUUAGAUUUGUCGUCUCCAUCCCCAGUGAGAACUCGGGCUCAGGCACCACCACAACCACAACGCCAGAAGUCCCUGUCUCCAGUGCCGAUCGAACUGCCUCCAAGUGUAACUAAGCGGAGAAGGCGUGCCCCAAUCCAGCGCUCAAAGACACUUCCUGCAGAUACCAGUACCAUACUUGAUCGACCCUCGACGCCUCCUCUUCCUACCUCGAUAGAGACACUGGAUCUUGUUGACUCGCCUGCCCGCCCCUCCCCUUCACAGCUGCCCGCCAAGAAAGCGAAGACACGGCGAACGAAAGAUGCAGCGACCACAAGAGCAUCUCGCGAUAAAUCCGUACAUAUACCAUCUGUGAAGUCGAUGCAGUCUACAUUAGAUGCAUGGCGAGCAUCAGUCACGCCAACCAAGCCACGACGCGCAACCCCAGCUCUCGAUUCACAGCCGGCUCCUCCGCCACCGCGACUUCGCUCCGUAUCGGAAGAAGUUGACUCCCUAGAUUUGACCCUCUCGCCGGAAGACUCGGGUGCGGCGCGAAUCCAUCAGGAUGACAGCGCUGUUCUAAGGAUUGUUGCAUCAUCUGUGGCACGCCCACCAUUAACAUCCUUAUCACCAAAUACUUCGAACACGUCCACGCAAUCAAGAUCCUCCGGCUCGGCUAAGAAGAAGAGCGUAAAAGAUAUCUUUGGACCUCGCCGCACCUCGCCUCGUCUUAGCAAAAUCACAUCUGCACCUGCUGAACUUGCUACUCUGGAUCUCACAUCUCCGCGUUUGGCGCCAGCGAAACCGAAACAGACAUCUCCAACAGUUGAUACAAUUGACUUGACAGAGCUAUCAUCGCCUGUAUUUGAGCGUGUAUCAGAGCCCCAGCAGCAACCGUCAGUCACAGCGCUGAUAUCUCCACCGCAGACACAUUCCUCGCCGUCAUUACGAAGUCAGAAGUCCACUUCACCCCAGCAGCCAUCCCGAGCCUCGCCGCCAGCAGCAUGGAAGGCAAGGGAGAGGAAGAAACGCGCAAUCAUUUUGCGAAAGAGCGUACCUGGUGCGUGGGAUUUCGUGGAUGUAGACAGCCCUGAGAAGACAGGUGAAGGCGCAGUAGGACUUGUACCGAAGGGCAAAGAUAGACGCAAAUGGCGAGAAAGCGCUGUUGAAGAGCUGGAUCUGACUUAG